AUGAAUGUCCAGCUGGGUUUGGAGAACACCGGGGACAUGUCCAGCCAAGAGCAGGAGCUCAUGCACGGCCAAGGCAGAACCUUACAUUCUGCUCUCUCCAGACCUUCUCUGGUGGCCUCGGUGCUGGACGGCAGUGAGUAUCACCGAGCCGAGCACCACCUGGCUACCGCUUUGCACCCGGGGCUUGGCUUUGGUGGGGAUUCGCCCACUGGGGCUGCCAACAGCUACACCACCUUGACCCCCCUGCAGCCGCUGCAUGAGAAAUUCCACCACCAGCACCAUCACCACCAGUGCUUGCCGGUGGGCAACGUGAUUGGGAGCUUCACCCUGAUGAGGGAAGAAAGGGGCCUGGGUUCCGGCGGUAACUUUUACAGCCCUUACCACAAGGAUCUUGGCAUGGGGCAGAGUCUGUCGUCCCUGCCCAGCCCUAACCUGACCCCCAUGCAUAGCUAUGGCCACUCUGCCGGACACUUGGGCAACGAGAAGAUGGUGGUGGCCAAUAACUUCGAAGCCCACCCUGCCAUGUUUGGCAGGAUCGACCAGCACUUUUCCAGGGAGCUUUCCCCCUCCCAGAACUCCACCAUGGGAUCCCCCAACAGCAUGGGCCAGCACCCCUAUGGCCAUGCCAGGCCGGACAUGAAUUCCAGACCCAACCAGCCCAUCUCCACCCAAACCACCGUCCUCUCCAGCCAGCUGGAGGAGAUCAACACCAAAGAAGUGGCCCAGCGGAUCAUCGCUGAGCUCAAGAGAUACAGCAUCCCGCAGGCCAUCUUUGCCGAGAGGGUGUUGUGCCGGUCUCAAGGCACCUUGUCAGACCUCCUCAGGAACCCUAAACCCUGGAGCAAACUCAAGUCCGGGAGGGAGACUUUCAAAAGGAUGUGGCGCUGGCUGCAGGAGCCUGAGUUUCAGAGAAUGGCAGCUUUAAGGUUAGAAGCCUGCAAAAGGAAAGAGCAAGAGCAAAGCAAAGCCGACAGAAACCACGUCCCUAAGCGGCACCGGCUGGUCUUCACGGACAUCCAGCGCCGCACGCUUCACGCCAUCUUCCAUGAGAACCAGCGGCCUUCCAAGGACCUGCAGGUCACCAUCGCCCAGCAGCUGGGCCUGGAGCUCUCCACCGUCAGUAACUUCUUCAUGAACGCACGGCGCCGCAGCCUAGACAAGUGGCUGGAAGAGGGGCGCCCCCCGGCCUCGGGCACCCACGCCUCCUCUGCCGUCACUUGCACCAAAGCCUGAGGGAAGC
This is a messenger RNA of Trachemys scripta elegans, 1240 nucleotides long. RefSeq names its product hepatocyte nuclear factor 6-like. The coding region runs from base 1 to 1233 and encodes 410 amino acids. NCBI's taxonomy places the organism in Eukaryota, Metazoa, Chordata, Testudines, Emydidae. Gene Ontology annotation, cellular component: nucleus. The record is from RefSeq and is a predicted model, not a curated record. Gene Ontology annotation, molecular function: DNA-binding transcription factor activity, RNA polymerase II-specific; RNA polymerase II cis-regulatory region sequence-specific DNA binding. Gene Ontology annotation, biological process: regulation of transcription by RNA polymerase II. The transcript is spliced from 2 exons.